Molecule: messenger RNA, 3351 nt
Organism: Saccoglossus kowalevskii
Lineage: Eukaryota; Metazoa; Hemichordata; Enteropneusta; Harrimaniidae
Biological process (GO): establishment or maintenance of epithelial cell apical/basal polarity; heterophilic cell-cell adhesion; Notch signaling pathway
Cellular component (GO): plasma membrane; protein-containing complex
Molecular function (GO): Notch binding; calcium ion binding
Source: RefSeq, a predicted model, not a curated record
AUGAAGAGUGUGUUGUUAUUAAUAUCGUUGUUGGCAACAACCUACGCUCAAUUUGUAUCCGAAUGUCAAGUUAACCCAUGUCUGAAUGGUGGUGUGUGUGUAAUGACGGCUGGAAUCCCAGUGUGUUACUGUUUACAGGAGUUCACUGGAACUUUCUGUGAAUCAAGGCUUAGUGGAGGAAGCCAAGGAUGUAGUCAUACCAUUUGUCUAAAUGGCGGUACUUGUACAAAUGCGUUUGGAUUUGAAGUAUGCACGUGUACGUCUGGCUACUAUGGUGUUCAUUGUGAAACUCCAAUAAACGGAGGAAGCCAAGGAUGUAGUCAUACCAUUUGUCAAAAUGGCGGUACUUGUACAAAUGCGUUUGGAUUUGAAGUAUGCACGUGUACGUCUGGCUACUAUGGUGUUCAUUGUGAAACUCCAAUAAACGGAGGAGGUCAGGAAUGUGGUUACACAACUUGUCUAAAUGGCGGUACCUGUAGAAAUAUGUUUGGUUUUGAAGUAUGCACAUGUGCAUCCGGCUACUCUGGAAUGAAUUGCGAAACUCCAAUAAAUGGAAACCAGGGAUGUAGUAACAAUUUUUGUCAAAAUGGCGGUAGUUGUUCGGUCGUCAAUGGCAUUGUAACAUGCAUGUGUACAUCAGGUUACGUUGGCAUUUACUGUGAAACUCCAAUAAAUGCUGGGAACUACUGUGAGAAUAAUCCAUGUCAAAAUGGUGGUACUUGCACCAGUGCGUCAAUGCCUGGAAUGAGAUAUAGUUGUAUGUGCCCACCUGGAUACACCGGAAUUAAUUGUGAAUCCACAACAUCAAGUGGAUACCAAUGUGCUCCUAAUCCCUGUGGGAACUACUGUGAGAACAACCCUUGCCAAAAUGGUGGUACUUGCACGAGUGCGUCAAUGCCUGGAAUGAUAUAUAGUUGUAUGUGCCCACCUGGAUACACCGGAAUUCAUUGUGAAUCCACAAUAUCAGAUAUCACCAGCUGUAAUGGAACAUCGUGUUUGAAUGGAGGUGUUUGUGUAAUGUCGUUUGAUGGGGAAGGAUCUUGUGUUUGUGCACCAGGAUUUAGAGGACCACGGUGUGAAAACAGAACAGGAGGUUAUAACUGUACUGCCAUACCAUGCCUGAAUGGAGGUACAUGUUUAAUGACAACAGGUGGUUUUGGUCGCUGUAUGUGUACACCAGGAUUCAUGGGAUUACGUUGUGAAAACGGAACAGGCAAUAAUUCAUGCGUACCUAAUCCCUGUCUCAAUGGAGCAAAUUGCAGACCAGCUACAUGGAACCACGGUGCAAAUGCAGCACCAUACUACUGCGCAUGCCCGUCCAAUUUUUAUGGCACCAACUGUGAACACCAAAUGGUAAGUGAAUGUGCUUCUAUGCCAUGUCUUAAUGGUGGAUCAUGUGAAUCAUUACAAUGGGCUGGUGAUAUGCCAGUUGAUCGACGAUAUCGCUGUCACUGUGCCAUGGGAUUUACUGGACAACACUGUGAACAACCAAGUGAUAUCACCAGCUGUAAUGGAACAUCGUGUUUGAAUGGAGGUGUUUGUGUAAUGUCGUUUGAUGGGGAAGGAUCUUGUGUUUGUGCACCAGGAUUUAGAGGACCACGGUGUGAAAACAGAACAGGAGGUUAUAACUGUACUGCCAUACCAUGCCUGAAUGGAGGUACAUGUUUAAUGACAACAGGUGGUUUUGGUCGCUGUAUGUGUACACCAGGAUUCAUGGGAUUACGUUGUGAAAACGGAACAGGCGAUAAUUCAUGCGUACCUAAUCCCUGUCUCAAUGGAGCAACUUGCAGACCAGCUUCAUGGAACCACGGUGCAAAUGCAGCACCAUACUACUGCGCAUGCCCGUCCAAUUUUUAUGGCACCAACUGUGAACACCAAAUGGUAAGUGAAUGUGCUUCUAUGCCAUGUCUUAAUGGUGGAUCAUGUGAAUCAUUACCAUGGGCUGAUGAUAUGCCAGUUGAUCGACGAUAUCGCUGUCACUGUGCCAUGGGAUUUACUGGACAACACUGUGAACAACCAAGUGGUGCUAAUCCAUGCGUACCCGAUCCCUGUCUGAAUGGAGCAAGUUGCAGACCAGCUCCAGGAAACUACGGUACAAAUACAGGACCAUACUACUGUGCGUGCCCAUCGAAUUUUUAUGGCGCCAACUGUGAACACCAAAUGGUAAGUGAAUGUGCUUCUAUGCCAUGUCUUAAUGGUGGAACAUGUGAAUCAUUACCAUGGGCUGAUGAUAUGCCAGUUGAUCGACGAUAUCGCUGUCAAUGCACAACCCAUUUUACUGGACAUUUGUGUGGAACGCCAGUAGAUCAAAUCACGUGUUCACACGCAGGAAAAGUGUACGGAGAAGGUGAAACCAUGCCAUCAGAUGACAAUUGCAAUACGUGCACAUGUCAACAUGGUAUGAGGGCAUGCACCGAGAUGUAUUGUGGUUGCCCUAAUGGACAAACACCUGUUAAUUGUUUAGUCGAUCCUUGUGUUGGCGUUCUAUGCGGCGAUGAUCCUGAUGCAGAAUGCCGUGCAAAUUAUUGUGGUGGAUGUAAUGCAGAGUUUUAUGAUAAGAACGGAGACAAGAUUGAUUGCGAAGCCAAACGAUCAUGCAAGUAUGAAGAGCAGAUAUAUCCACAUGGUGCACCAAUGGGAUUCAGCUCAACAAAUGAUUGCAACACUUGUGUAUGCAGUAAUGGUGUUCGGUCAUGUACCAAUAUUUUUUGUGGAGACACAACUUCUUGUUUAUAUUCUGGAAUUUAUUAUCAACAAGGAGAAUCAAGACCACAGGGGUGUAAUGAAUGUUAUUGUAAUGAGAAACAAUGGGAAUGUACAAAGAUAGAAUGUUGUGAGACGAAUAUAUUAGUCAUUAUGGCCACAUUUGAUCUGGAUGGAGAUUAUGAUGACAUUGCAACAGAAAAAGAAGAAUUCAAAGGUGAAUUGACAGACAGCAUAUCUGCUAAUUUUCAGUGUCCGAUGAGUAUGAUACAUAAUAUGAAGCUGACAAAGGGAAGCAUCCGGGUUGAAUUUGAUUUAAUAAAAGAUGCAAAUCAACCUAGUGUAGACAUUGAAGCCAUUGCUUCUAAUAUGGAGAAAAAGAUUAUGGAUUACACUUUCGUCUACGACGGAGAAGUAUUUGCUGUUAAAGAAUCCUCGCCCCGGUUUGAUAAAUUGUACGAAGAAGAAAAAGAAGUUUCACAGCAUGAGGAAAAAAACAUGAUGCCUUUACGGAUUGGUAUUGUUGCUACAGGUGUUGGUGUCAUUGUUAUUGUCAUCAUUAUCAUAGCAGUGAAGGUUAUACCGACUAUAAGCGCCAACGCCUGCGACGACACAUUCCUAAAGGAAAACGAGUCUGUAAACGUGUAA